AUGUCUCCCGCGGGCCAGGACUACAAAGCUCCCUCUGCCUACCCUCCGCGGUAUUCCAUAGCUCCUGGGCUGAGCAGCACUUUCUCUAGUUCUAGGGGUGAACGACUGGAAAGUGCAAGGGAUCAAGAAAUCGGUACCAAGAUUUAUUACGACCCUCGGAACGGGAACGACGCCAACAACACCCACGAGGUCAAAAACACCCACAACCCCGGUAUCAACCCCCUCAACCCGAUCGGUCUCACAAGUCCCAGCAACCCCCACCCCCCUACUCGGCCUCUCGCAGACCGGUUCAAAUACAGCCGUACCAGCCCCAGAACUGCCCCCAGAAAAAAGCCCACGGCGGGCCGGACGCACUCCCGUCGUAAGUCCUGGGUCCAACCUGCUGACACGGACUACCGGUAUUCGUACCCCAGUCUGUAUCCGUUUGACGAUCCGCUUCUCGAUUCGACACGUACGGAGGAGGGGUUGCUUGGAACCCAGACGGAUUUGGGCGACUUGUCGAAGAUGGAAGAGGGUGGGUAUGGGCAGUAUGAUGGGUAUCGUGGGUAUGGCGGGUAUGAUCGGCAUGGUCGGCAUGGUGGGUAUGGACCUGGGAAGGCUUAUUCACGGGAUGGGUAUCGGGUUCGGCCGGGGAGAAUUUAUUGA
Molecule: messenger RNA, 645 nt
Organism: Dichotomopilus funicola
Lineage: Eukaryota; Fungi; Ascomycota; Sordariomycetes; Sordariales; Chaetomiaceae
Exons: 1
Coding region: 1-645 (214 amino acids)
Source: RefSeq, a predicted model, not a curated record